UGUAGCCAGGUGAGCCAGACAGAAGUUGACCACGGUAAGAGGUACAUUUUUCUUCUCUCUCGGCGCUGCCCAGUGGCAUCCGGCGGCAGCGUGGACCCCCUGCAAGAUUCCUCUCGACAACCCCCGUGUAUGAGAUAGAUAUAUUCGUAGUCGUCGUCAUCGUCGUCGUGUGAAACUUCAUAAUGCUGCACCAGCAUCAGAUAUCUCCCUGCUCCGAGCAGAGCUACGGAUACUCGCAGUACGGAGACCCGGACGCCGGCGGCGGUUACUACAAGGAUGUUUACACGGUAACGCCGACGGCAAGUCCCGUAGGCACGGGAGAGCACACGCCGAUGCCGGAACCUUCUCCAGGUUACUUCUACCCGUAUCAGGAGGUAAAACCCGAACCGGGACAACUCGUGUAUAAACAGUACGGCGAUUCCGGACAGUCGGUUUACAACGGGCCGUCGCAGUAUACCCCUUCCGAACAGGAGAGUCCGUACGGACCGAGUGUUGGGGUCGUAGCAGGAGGAGGAGGCGGCGGUGGCAUCGGAGGGGGAGGAGAAGGAGGAGGAGGGUUCUCUCUUCCCGGUCAGAGCAGCGGUCGCAUGACGCAUGCGAUGCAAACGCAGCCGGGGAAGGUUUGCGUCCAGCUGGUCAAUCGCGAGCUUUGGUUGAAGUUCCACGAACACACGACUGAGAUGAUCAUCACGAAACAAGGACGGAGAAUGUUUCCGACACUGGCGUUCAACGUCACUGGCUUAGAUCCGCAUUGUCAGUACAACGUGUUCGUUGAUAUGGUUUUGGCCGAUCCGAACCAUUGGAAGUUCCAGACGGGCAAGUGGGUGCCGUGCGGGCAGGCCGAGCAACUUCAUCAGAAUGGAAGAGUUUACCUGCAUCCGGACUCGCCGAACAGCGGCACGCAUUGGAUGCGACAGGACAUUGUAUUCAGCAAACUGAAACUCACCAAUAAUAAGGCGUGCAACCAACAAGGACACAUCGUCUUGAAUUCUAUGCAUCGCUACCAGCCUCGCAUUCAUAUAAUUGAAGUGGGCAUGCGCAGUCCACGCGAGCACCGAAAGUUACUGACGCACAGCUUCCCGGAAACGCAGUUCAUCGGAGUAACUGCGUACCAAAACACUGACAUUACGCAGUUGAAGAUAGACUACAACCCUUUUGCAAAGGGAUUCAGGGACAAUUACGAAAGUUUUGGUCUUUCUAGGUCAACUGACCGCUUCACUCCUUCGCCGCCAAUGAGCAUGGUCAGCUACAGCCAGCCUCCGAAGUUAAGCCCACACGUUCAGAAUGUUUAUAGCUUGAACCAGAACGCCGCCACUCUAUACCAGAACCCAAACAUUACGACAGCCUCCGCCCAUCGAAGUCCCAACACGGUAGCGCCACCUAUACACCGAAACAGCAACUAUACGCAGUCGAGUGUGUUCAGUAUGAGACCAUCGUACGUCAACAGCGACGAACCGCCUUCGUGUCAGCGUCAGUACAACAACAGCAACAGCAGCAGCAGCAGCAGCAACCCGUUGCGGCAUAACCAAAGCGCGCAUACGCAAAUGGCAGCGGCGCAGGGCUACACUACGUCGCCCUACGCUAGUCCAACUCUACCGAGAGGCUCGCCUGAUGAGAUUCAUGCGUCUGCGUGCAGCUUCGGCGACGGAAAACAGUUAAGUUUGACGGCGGGCGGCAGCGAGACCGAGAUUCGACCUUGGUCGUGGCUCGCCACGGCAUCGCGGCCAAUAUCCAGCUCUCAUAACAUGUACAACCAUGCCAGAAGUAGGCAAGCAUCAGACGAUGCGGUGCAUGGCGCCCCCAAGCGGUUGAAAACGGAACAAACAUUAGAGUACGUGCCCAGCGGCUACCAGCAGGCAGGCAACAGCUGCAACUACAGCGGAAAUUAUCUCGUCGAGAGCACACCGCUUUAUUCCUAACUCUGCGCGGCGAGUUGAUUUAAAUUAAUCCUAGAAGAAGUCAUUCGGGCACGUUUUUUAUAUUUAUGGUUAUUGUUAUAAUUUUAGAAUAUGGCUGUGAAUGAUUUUUUUUCGGUUUAAAUAUAGCUAGUGGAUACUAUACACAGCAAGCGGGGUAUCUCAGGUGAACAAAAUACGACUUUAAUCGUUACUCGUUUGUAUAUAAAUCUAUAUGUAUGUGAGUGUGUUUUUUGCGACUUUAGCGGUCAACGUGUUCUUUUAGAUGUAUGCGUUGUUAUUAUGCUUUUAUUGCGAUUCAUACUCCUUGCAUUAUAGCCGUAUUGUUUGUUUUAUGUCUUUGUUUCUAAGGAGGUAAGUCGUUAUAUACAAUAGUAGAACUCAAAACUAGUUAUCGUCGAUUAUUAUUAUUAUUUAAAGUAUCAUCUUUAUUUUGUACAUAUAUGUUAUUAAUUAAACAAGUUGGUUGACCUAGGAUAGCACGAAUGCUGCCGUCCAUUGAAAAAAAUAAUGUACAUACCAAUAAUGAACCCCCUUAAAAAUGUACAUAUUAAUAAUCACUCGACAUUUGUACAUACCUACUGUGAGCGCCUGUUUUGAGUAAAAUAUACAGUUCGGGUAGAAUGUCAUGUGA
Molecule: messenger RNA, 2550 nt
Organism: Priapulus caudatus
Lineage: Eukaryota; Metazoa; Priapulida; Priapulimorpha; Priapulimorphida; Priapulidae
Product: eomesodermin homolog
Exons: 6
Coding region: 183-1919 (578 amino acids)
Biological process (GO): positive regulation of DNA-templated transcription; regulation of transcription by RNA polymerase II; cell fate specification
Cellular component (GO): nucleus
Molecular function (GO): RNA polymerase II cis-regulatory region sequence-specific DNA binding; DNA-binding transcription factor activity, RNA polymerase II-specific
Source: RefSeq, a predicted model, not a curated record